Echinostoma caproni is the source of this 1497-nucleotide messenger RNA. Lineage: Eukaryota; Metazoa; Platyhelminthes; Trematoda; Plagiorchiida; Echinostomatidae. The record is from the annotation of a GenBank genome assembly.
AUGAUGGAAAUUAUCUCACCUCCGACCGAAGUAACCCAGGCUUUCAACCCGUUACCACUGCGUUUCAAAAUGCAUGAAAUGACCUCGGAUGACGUGCACUCGCCUUCACCUUCCCCACCUGGUCUGGAAAGUGCUCACACGGGCCGCGAGGAUUCUUUGUCUGCAUCCGGUUCACCGAACUACCCGAAAGCAUCCAGUGCGUCUACAAUUCCAUAUCCCAGUCCACCGAUAUUACCCCCGUUAGAUUUGUCCAGCGUACCAACAUCGCCAGAGAAGGACCAAGGACGUACAGAAAAGAUGGGAACAGACCUAGCUGUGGAUCGAUCACCACUGAACGACACGACUGCCUGUGACCCUUCAUCUGAAUCACAUUCGUCACCAAAUCCAAUUAAUUAUCAUUCCAAGUGCACCGAUACGACAGCACCUUCAGCGGAGGAUAAUGGCGAUUCAUGCAGCGGAGAAAACCGCCAGACAAAAGUGCCCAGCACCUCCACAGCGGAAUCGCAUCCUCUAUGCUCUGAAGUAGUCGCGUCCUCUUUUGUGUCAGACUCUCCCGUAAAUGACUGGACUCAACUGUUGCAAAACUUUGCUGAGUUUUGUCAAGGGAAAGUCAAACUUCCUGGUCAGCCUGAACAAGAAACAUCUGGUGAAUGCAAUAGUAAAAAACCUCGAGUGGAUGAAGAUGGGGAACUUGGAUCGAAAACCACACCAUCCAUGGACGCAUUAUCACAAUUCCAGGCAAUGUUUCUUAGCAUGGGGCAAAUGUUGUUUAAUUCGCAAACCAAUCCGGUUCCUCCUCUACCACCAUCAUCAACAUCACUUGGUUCACCGGUGAAAUCCGGCGAAGAUAUAAACGAAACCAAAGAAAAAUUGUCCACCCCAGUGACGCAGUCGGAUGUUCAAUCUACUCCUCUAUCCCUAGCUACAUCAACGUAUCCCGUCACCGGAUUAACCAGUCCUACUUCCAGUUCUUCUGGAAUAACGAGAGCUCCAUUACCACCUUCAAUAUUACCUAUUCCCGGAAUGCCGAAUUUCCCAUCGCCAUCUUCUGUUCCCGCUGGUUCAGAAUUCGGAAUGUCUUCACAGUCACCGCUGGCAUUCACUGCCUCCCUUCUCGCAAUGUUAGCCUCUCAGAAUACAAAUAUGAGUGGUGGUAAGUCAAUUCGUCCACCUCAAUCUUUGAAUGAGAUCAGUCCUUUUGGUCCGCCAGCCAACUUACUUCUACCAAACCCGUUCCUACCCGGUCCAACAUCCUCUCAUAAUGCCAGUCAGGGAAAUCAUGUGCCCACCGGUUCGUUCCCUCCUGCUCGAGUCCCUCCUAUUUUCCCCAAUGCUCCUACUAAUAGUUGCAGUGCUGUUCCUUUUUUCGGCCCACCACUCUCGUCGAACAAACUUCCAGGACUGCCGGACAAUCGUGAACUAUUGUAUCAGCUGGGUCAACAACUCAUGGCCAUGGCAGCAGCCUCAGGNUGGCCCUUGGUCGUCAACAAACAAUAA